AGAUCUUCGGAAUGUUCAUCACGGCAAACAUAGAGGUGCAGCGUCGACAACUCGCGUUACUAGCCGGAGCGUUCUUCGGGGUGGGUUGGUUGGUAUUCAUCGAUUCCCUGCUUCAGUUCAACCGCUGCUGGGAUCAGCUGGACUACGGGGACCCCUGCAGCUGGGGACCUGCUCCUCUCAACGCGACUUCCAAGUAUGUGCACACGCCUGACUCGCCCCCGCCCUCCUUCAACCCGUUUCCCCCCUGGCCAGGAGGCGGAGGGCAACCCACCACUACCCCGGAGCCCGUCACGCACAAGGGCUGGUCGGGGCUGGACGGCAAGUACAAGCUCGUCUACAUCCCCGGGAUCAUCGCCCUCGUCUCCCUCUUCUUCGUCAACACCGUCAACGUGCGGGACCUCAGUGAAGACACGACGGAGGUAGCUGAAGGCGCUUCCCCCGUCGCCCUCAAGGUGUGGCUCUUCACCGGGAUGAUCAUCGGCUUCACCUCCAUCGCCCUCUCCAUCUGGGUAUACGCCGACCUCUUCUCUCGCAGCCCCAACAUCCAAGACGACCCGGCCCUUGCUGCCAUGAUCCAGACCAUCUUCAUCGCCAUCGCCUCCUACGUCUUCUUCAUCGCUCGUUCCAUCGGCGGGCACGAGCUCUGGGGAACAGACCCCCUGCUGUAAGGCUACCAGGAGAGCGAGCGGGAGCAGGAGGAACUAACUUACUGUACAAUAGAGACAAACAAAAGCG
Messenger RNA from Guillardia theta CCMP2712, 735 nucleotides. RefSeq lists its product as hypothetical. The record is from RefSeq and is a predicted model, not a curated record. The coding region runs from base 12 to 668 and encodes 218 amino acids. Gene Ontology annotation, biological process: protein targeting to vacuole; late endosome to vacuole transport via multivesicular body sorting pathway. NCBI's taxonomy places the organism in Eukaryota, Cryptophyceae, Pyrenomonadales, Geminigeraceae. The transcript is spliced from 5 exons.